AUGGAGGUGGCUGCUAAUUGCUCCCUGCGGGUGAAGAGACCUCUGCUGGAUCCCCGCUUCGAGGGUUACAAGCUCUCCCUCGAGCCGCUGCCCUCUUACCAGCUGGAACUUGACGCAGCUGUGGCAGAAGUAAAACUUCGAGAUGAUCAAUAUACCCUGGAACACAUGCAUGCUUUUGGAAUGUAUAAUUACCUACACUGUGAUCCAUGGUAUCAAGACAGUGUCUACUACAUUGAUAACCUUGGAAGAAUUAUGAAUUUAACAGUGAUGCUGGAUACUGCCUUAGGAAAACCACGAGAGGUAUUUCGACUUCCUACAGAUUUGACAGCGUGUGACAAUCGCCUUUGCGCAUCCAUCCAUUUCACGUCUUCUACCUGGGUUACUUUGUCAGAUGGGACUGGAAGACUGUAUCUCGUUGAAACAGGUGAACGUGGAAAUAGUGCUUCUGAAAAAUGGGAGAUUGUAUUUAAUGAAGAGCUUGGGAGUCCUUUUAUCAUAAUUCACAGUAUCUCAUUGCUGAAAGCUGAAGAACAUUCAAUAGCUACUCUCCUCCUUCGAAUAGAGAAAGAGGAAUUGGCUAUGAAAGGAAGUGGUUUCUAUGUUUCCUUGGAGUGGGUCACUAUUAGUAAGAAAUAUGAAGAUAAUAAAAAAUAUGAAAUGGCUAAGUGUAAUAUUCUCCAUGGGAAGUCCGUGCCACAUUAUGCUGCUAUUGAACCUGAUGGGAACGGUCUGAUGAUUGUCUCCUACAAGUCCUUUACAUUUGUUCAAACUGGUCAGGAUCUUGAAGAAAGUAAGGAUGAAAACAUGUCCGAGGAAAUCAAAGAACCUCUGUAUUACUGGCAACAGACUGAAGAUGAUUUGACAGUAACAAUACAGCUUCCAGAAGACUGUACUAAGGAAGACAUUCAAGUACAGUUUUUGCCUGAUUCUAUCAACAUUGUACUGAAGGGUCAGAGGUUUUUGGAAGGCAAUCUCUUUUCAUCUAUUGAUCAUGAAAGCAGUACAUGGAUAAUUAAAGAAAAUAAUAGCUUGGAGAUUUCCUUGACUAAGAAGAAUGAAGGCAUAACAUGGCCAGAGCUAGUGGUUGGUGAUAAACAAGGGGAAUUUAUAAGAGACUCAGCUCAGUGUGCUGCAAUAGCUGAACGUUUGAUGCAUUUGACCUCUGAUGAACUGAAUCCAAAUCCAGAUAAAGAUAAACCUCCUUGUAAUGCUCAAGAGUUAGAAGAAUGUGAUAUUUUCUUUGAAGAGAACUUCAGUUUAUGCAGAUUUGAUGGCAAUACAUUAAAAACUACUCAUGUGGUGAAUCUUGGAAGCAACCAGUACCUUUUCUCUGUCAUAGUGGAUCCUAAAGAAAUGCCCUGCUUCUGUUUGCGCCAUGAUGUUGAUGCCUUGCUCUGGCAGCCACACUCCAGCAAACAAGAUGAUAUGUGGGAGCAUAUUGCAACCUUCAAUGCUUUAGGCUAUGUCCAAGCAUCGAAGAGAGACAAAAAAUUUUUUGCCUGUGCUCCAAAUUACUCCUAUGCAGCCCUUUGCGAGUGCCUUCGACGAGUUUUCAUCUACCGUCAGCCCACGCCCAUGUCUACUGUACUUUACAAUAGGAAGGAAGGCAGGCAAGUAGGGCAGGUUGCUAAGCAGCAAGUAGCAAGCCUAGAAACGAAUGAUCCUAUUUUAGGCUUUCAAGCAACAAAUGAGAGAUUAUUUGUCCUCACUACCAAAAACCUCUUUUUAAUAAAGGUAAAUACAGAAAAUUAA
Budorcas taxicolor (takin) is the source of this 1752-nucleotide messenger RNA. It is a transcript of the gene NUDCD1, whose product is annotated as NudC domain containing 1. The transcript has 10 exons. Bases 1 to 1752 code for a protein of 583 amino acids. The record is from RefSeq and is a predicted model, not a curated record. Lineage: Eukaryota; Metazoa; Chordata; Mammalia; Artiodactyla; Bovidae.